This is a messenger RNA of Closterium sp. NIES-65, 3390 nucleotides long. NCBI's taxonomy places the organism in Eukaryota, Viridiplantae, Streptophyta, Zygnematophyceae, Desmidiales, Closteriaceae. The record is from the annotation of a GenBank genome assembly.
AUGUCUCAGGAUGCGUCAUGCUCUCUGCUGUCCACUCACUCACCGCCUUCUGCUCUCCCCUUCCAUUGCCAUGAUCCAUCCUCUGCCUUGCCUCUAUCGCUUUCUCUUGUCACACUUUCCUUGCAGCUUCCUCAUGCCAGGGACUCUCACACUCCUCCUGGGAACCUCAGGUGGGUCCCAGUUUUCGGCAAGUCAAUGCUCAUCCGCCUGCUAGCCGACUUUUGGACGUCUCAGAUUUUGGCAAGUAGCGGCAAGUCCAUGCUCAUCAAGCUGCUAGCCGGCCGCCAGCCCGCCACCACCGGCACCGUCUCGUUCAACGCGCACCCCAUCACGCCCUCGCUGCGCGCAUCGCCUCGUGGGGCCAAGCAGCUGCUGCAGCACCCCAUGCUGAGCAAGGCGCUGCGGGCGAGCAUAGAGAGGGGCGAGGACCCUCUGGUGGCGUCCCGAGAGGCCAUGUUUGGGCUGCGACGGCAUGCGGGAGAGAAGGUUGGGUCGGGGGCGCUGACCAGAGACGAGGUGCACCGGCUGACUGCUGCUGAGCUCAUGGUUGGCGCUUACCCGGUGAGUGCUGAGGCGGGUUUAGAAGGGCGCAUGCACGGUGCGUUGUCUCUCCCUCUUCUUCCUCUCUCCCAAACGCCUCUCCUCUCUCUCCCCCUUGCCUCUCCCCUCUCCCUUCUCCCCUCGCCUCCUGUCCUUCCCCUUCUCUUCCUCUAUCCCUGUUCUCCCGUGCUGCUGUUUGAUCGCAUCAGCCAGGUGUAUGAUGGGCCCUCCACACACAAGACGCUCACCAUGCUGCGCACCCACGCACAGGUCAGUGCGGCAGCAUGUGGUGCUGUGCUCGCUGCAGUCUCCCGCACAGGCGGCCUUCUCCCUCUUCGACCGGGUGCGGCAGCACGCGGUGCUGUGCUCGCUGCAGUCGCCCACACAGGCGGUCUUCUCCCUCUUCGACCGGUCAUCGUGCUCAACCAGGGCAACAUUGUCUACCAGGGCCCCUGCCACUCCGCGCUCCGACACUUCCAGCAGCUCGGAUUAUCUGCAGUUCAGCACGUUCCGGUCCCCUCUUUCCCCACCCCUUCCUGUCCCCUCUUUCCCCACCCCUUCCUGUCCCCUCUUUCCCCUCCCCUUCCUGUCCCCUCUUUCCCCACCCCUUCCUGUCCCCUCUUUCCCCUCCCCUUCCUGUCCCCUCUUUCCCCACCCCUUCCUGUCCCCUCUUCCCCUCCCCCCAGAUACUUGAAGCCACUGCACAUGUCAGUGCCAGGUUAUCCGCAGCGCGGCACGUCAAUGCCCUUACUGACUCGCCUUGUCCUCAUUCCCUCACUCGUACCCACUCCCCUCUCCUCCCAUCUCUCCUGUCCCCCCAUCGCCCCAUCAUCUCCCCCCCCCCCCCCUCUCAGCUACCUGAAGCCACUACACACGUCAGUGCCGGACUACCUGAAGCCACUACACAUGUCAGUGCCGGAGUAUCUGCAGCACGUCACCACGGAGGGAGGGGGCGCCCUCAGAUCCGGCAAGAGGAAGCUGCUGCUCGAGGGCUUCGUGCGUGCAUACAAGAAGUCCCCUCAUUACAAGAACAUCCUCCGUGUCACAAGCCACCCCACGCCUCUCCUCCUCCUCUGGAUCUCCGGGCCGGCAUGCCACGUCCUUUCCCGGAUCCGCUGCGCGAUCGCCGACGUGGCACCUGACGCCACUUCAGCAGACGCCAGCGCUCCAGACGCUGCCACAUCAGCUCCAAACGGCGAGCAGCAGCAGGGCGCUGCAGCAGGAAGCAGCGGAGCAGCAGAGAGCUCGUCGGCGGGAGGAGAAGCUAAGGGGUUGGGAGUGUCAUCUUACCAAGCAGUAGUGGUGACAGAGUCUCGUGUGAUAUUCGAUGAGGACGGGGGGGAAGGAGGAGUGGGGGCAGGCGAAGCUGAUGGGGAGGGACGAGGGGGAGGGAGAGGAGCGGGAAGGAGAGGGGGAAGGGGAAGGGGAGAGGGGGGGCAUUUGGAGGAGGGGGUGGAGGCGACGGGACCGGUGUGUGUAGGAGACGUGGUGGUGGCAGUGACGGUGGGCGAUCGGGGUGAGAUGGAGUAUGCGAGGUAUGCGGGGGGGGAUGUGCCGGUGGAGGAGAUAAUGGAGAUGCUGGAGGAGGUCAGGGACAGCGCCACAUGGCUGCAUCUGGAGCUGCAGCGACCCCUCAAUAUAGUCACACAGCCGCGAGAGCGCUCUGCUCUGCCAGGCUUUCCUGUCAAGGGUUUCGGGGUUAUCCGUUCCUGUCUCGUCCAACCCCACCACCAGGAAAAGGCAACUCAGUGCGGCGAGGAGGAGGAGCAGACGGAACACCUGUUGACGAGUAGCAGCCAGGCUCCCAGCGACGUGGAGGCCGGCUGUGCUGCUGCUGCUGGUGGGGCUGCUGCUGCUGGUGGGGCAGCUGGUGAGAGUGCACAGCAGGGAGCUGAUGCGGCUGAGCCCCCGCCUGGCAGUGCUGCUGCUGCAGGCGCAGAGGCUGAGCAUGUGGAGGCCAAGGCCAAUGACACGCGUGUUGACAUCCAUGACCAUGACACCCCUGCUGACGCCGACGACACACACGCUUUGGUCAGCCACAUUGCCCGGUGCGACAGCGCCCGAGGAGCAGCAGGUGAGGACGACAAGGGAGAGCAUGGAGAGGAGGAGGCAGACGCGGUCGCAGCAGCAGGGAGCACGAAGCGGGGCAACGCGAGGGGCAUCCAGUCGCUCCCGAAGGCCAUCCCCCACGCCAUCACGAAAGCCUUCAAGAGCAUCGGCCUGUCUGCAUUCAAAAGGCUGCAGGGCAGCAGCAGCAGGAGGAGGAGCGGCGCGUUCAUGCAGCUGCAGGGGGUGAAUGCCGCAGGGGCUCUUAAAGCCAUGAACCUGUCGGCUGCGGCGACGGCGUCGCGCGCGGCGGUGAUGGCGGGGCUGUGGGGGGGGGCGAACAGAGAGCUGCUGCGCAAGGAGUUGAUUCUGGACAUGUGGCCUGAGUUUAAGUUGUUGUUGAGGCGGCAGUUGCAGGUCAAUCUGCGGAACUGGAGCUUCAUUGCUGCCCGCCUGCUGCUGGUAAGUGGGAGGAGAGGAGCUGGUGCAGGCGAGGGGAAGCAUGUGGUGCAGAGGACCUCUUUCGUGGGCUUCGACUUCUCUUACACCUCCCUGCAGGACCUCGUGGGCUUGGACCUCUUACACCUCCCUGCGGACCUCUUACACCUCCCUGCGGAUCUCUUACACCUCCCCGCGGACCUCUUACACCUCCCCGCGGACCUCUUACACCUCCCCGCGGACCUCUUACACCUCCCCGCGGACCUCUUACACCUCCCCGCGGACCUCUUACACCUCCCCGCGGACCUCUUACACCUCCCCGCGGACCUCUUACACCUCCCCGCGGACCUCCCUCCAUUCAGUUGA